AGAUACUGCUGUUCAAGAGCUGAGGUAAUUGGUUUUAAAGUCUGUUCCUUAUCUGGCAGGCACUACUCGUGUGCCUAUGCAGACGGAGGGAGCAGCAGCCAGAGACAGGGUGUCCUCACCAUGGCCUACAGCCACCCCCUGGCCAAAGUCAAGAGCAGGCUCCAGAUCCGCAGCCACCUGGUCCGACAGUGCCUGGCAGAGUUUCUGGGAGUGUUCGUGCUCAUGAUCCUCACUCAGGGUGCUGUGGCACAAGCUGUCACCAGUGGAGAAGGCAAAGGCAACUUCUUCACCAUGUUCCUGGCUGCCUCCCUAGCUGUUACGAUAGCCAUCUACGUGAGUGGUAAUGUUUCAGGGGCCCACCUGAAUCCAGCCUUCUCCCUGGCCAUGUGCCUCCUGGGACGCCUCCCCUGGGCCAAGCUCCCCAUUUACUGCCUGGUGCAGCUUCUGUCUGCUUUCUGUGCUUCAGGAGCCACCUAUGCUCUCUAUUACGGUAAUGUGGUCAGGAGCAUCUGCAUGUGGCUAGGAGUGCCUUGCAGUGAUUUUGAGCCAAUGAAGAUGGAAAUCCUGGGUGUCCUUCUCCCCUGCAGAUGCCCUACAGAACUAUACAGGUGGGAACCUGACAGUGAUGGGCCCCAAGGAGACGGCCUCCAUAUUUGCCACCUACCCUGCCCCUUAUCUGUCCCUGAACAAUGGCUUCCUGGAUCAGGUAACUGUGAAGGGAGAGUUGGAAAAGCCCCAGUCUUUGCCUUGUCCCCUCUGGCCCUGGGGAAUGUGGGGUUGGGUCUAUUUCAGCACCACCCCCAUUCCUGUAUUGGACAAAGUCAGAUGACAUGGGCUGGUGGCCUAGGAUGCUUGGGUGAGAAAGAACAGUUGGACCAUCUGGCAGCUUAUGGGGGCUCCUCUGCCUCUGUUGACCCCAAGGUUCUGGGCACAGGGAUCCUGAUUGUGGGGAUCUUGGCCAUCCUGGACACACGGAACAAAGGAGUGCCUGCGGGUCUGGAGCCUGUGGCUGUUGGGCUGCUGAUCCUGGCCAUUGGGCUAUCCAUGGGUGCCAACUGUGGGUUCCCACUCAACCCCGCCCGGGACCUGGGCCCACGGCUUUUCACCUACGUGGCCGGUUGGGGCCCUGAAGUCUUCAGUGCUGGUAAUGGCUGGUGGUGGGUGCCUGUAGUGGCCCCUCUGGUAGGGGCUACUCUUGGCACAGCCACAUAUCAGCUGCUGGUGGCUCUCCACCAUUCUGAAGAGUCAGAGCCGGCUCAGGAUCUAGAGUUUGCCCAACAUAAAGCUUCAGACUUGGAAAUUCCUGCCUCCGCUCAGUGUAAGCUAUGAUUCUGACAUUGCAGCCCUCAUCUCCCUUGUGGACACUGGAGAGGGCCAGAGACCCAGGGCUGGUGACAAGACAUUCUCUGUACCAGUUCGCUCUUCAAGCCAUCCUUUCCCCUGAACUGGGCAGGAUACUUGGACGGGGCGGUAACCCCGCGCCAGGCCCCUCCCGCUGGCCCUCCUUGCUCCCCCCCCCCCCCCCCAGCAGGUCUUGGGACAAUGAUGGCUUCCGCGGACGAAGAGCCUCCCAGUGGCCGCCA
This is a messenger RNA of Canis lupus familiaris (dog), 1583 nucleotides long. It is a transcript of the gene AQP10, whose product is annotated as aquaporin 10. The coding region runs from base 121 to 1329 and encodes 402 amino acids. The transcript has 4 exons. Gene Ontology annotation, molecular function: glycerol channel activity; water channel activity; urea transmembrane transporter activity. Gene Ontology annotation, biological process: water transport; glycerol transmembrane transport. Lineage: Eukaryota; Metazoa; Chordata; Mammalia; Carnivora; Canidae. Gene Ontology annotation, cellular component: basolateral plasma membrane; plasma membrane. The record is from RefSeq and is a predicted model, not a curated record.